AUGCUUUUGUCCACAAUGAAAGAACUACUUCCAGGUUUCAUAGUUGCUCCUGGAAAAGAACUAGGGCAGAGGAUGCUCGUUGAAGUUGUUAAAGUUUCCCCAAGUGAUGGACUUGACUCCUUUGAAAUUGGCCAAACUCUGCCGAGUGUUCAAUCACUUCAGGAUGGAGGAGAAACAACAGAAAUUGGCCAACGUCUGUCGAGUGUUCAAUCAGUUCAGGAUGGAGGACAAAUAACAGAAAUUGAUUCUUUCUGUCAACAGUCAAAUUUACAGAACGGGGAGGAUAAUGUUGCUGCUGCACUACUGGUUACUUCUUGUUCAUCAUACAAGCGUGACUCACUCAACUGUGAAAGGACAGUGGAAGUUGAUCCGUUACUUCCUCAUCCAAUAGAGGAAGCUGUGACAAACAGAGGAAAAGUUAACUUGGAUGUAGCACAUGAUGACCACAUUGAGGAUACAACUGAAAUAUUGCAACUUGAUUCACACUUUGAGCAACCAAACUUAGAAAUCAAUUCUGCGGGAAAUGCAACGACUAACAACGAGAAGGUCCAUUCAUAUAAGAACAAAGCAAUACAAAGGAUAGAAAAAGAUCAUGGGAUUACUCGCAAGAUUCUGGAGCAGCAUUUUGGCAUGACUCUUCAAGAUGCUGCCAAAGAUCUACAUGUUAGUCGAGCAACACUGAAACGAAUAUGUAGAGAAUAUGAAAUCUCUAGAUGGCCACAUCACAAGACUAGAAAGGUUAAUGUCCAUGUUAGCCACGGCGUAUCUUUUCAAGGUGCUGAACCAUAUGUGGUCGAUCAACAAUGUCCUGCUCUUUCCCAAGAAAAAGGCACCGAUUAUUUAGGUAACAAAAGAUCUACUGCAACAGGAAAACCUUGUGAUAGUAUGAUGACUUUAAAGGUUACAUAUAGAGGUGAUAUCAUAAAGUUUCAACUCUCCCUUCAAUCAACGAGAGUAGAAUUGGAGGGGGAAGUGGAAAAGAGGCUUAACAUGUCACUUCAAAAGUUUUCAAUCAAGUAUCAAGAUGAAGACGACGAAUGGAUUUUGAUAACUACUGAUUCAGAUUUGAGGGAUGGGAUGCAUUCACUAAGGUUGUUGGGAAGGACUACUAUGAGAUUACGGGUUACCCCAAAAGCUGCCACAAGGAAAUUUCCGUAAGUUUGUUAUGGCUCAUAUUCACUGCAGAACGUUAGUGAUGUUAUCUUUUGGUGACAUGGUGUUUGUCUCUUCACUGCUGUGUUGUAGCAUGUCUUUGUGCUCAGUGAACAAAGCUGAUUAAUACUGUUACGAAUGGGGAACUGUCAAAUUACCGAAGAUGCCUCUAUAUAGAAGAGGAAAACAAUCAUAGGGCUUAUGCUAAGAGUUAUGUCAUUUUCUUUUCAUUAGCUAUUUAGUAACUCCCUUUUCUAUUUUCUGUUUGUUGUUUGAUUACAUGAACAACCUGUUUGUAAGUUCCUUUGAUGAUCAAUACAAAGCUUAAUUUGUUA
Solanum stenotomum is the source of this 1487-nucleotide messenger RNA. Its product is annotated as protein NLP7-like. The coding region runs from base 1 to 1158 and encodes 385 amino acids. Gene Ontology annotation, molecular function: protein binding; DNA-binding transcription factor activity. The record is from RefSeq and is a predicted model, not a curated record. Lineage: Eukaryota; Viridiplantae; Streptophyta; Magnoliopsida; Solanales; Solanaceae. The transcript has 3 exons.